This is a messenger RNA of Exophiala viscosa, 5107 nucleotides long. Its product is annotated as pentafunctional AROM polypeptide. Gene Ontology annotation, cellular component: cytoplasm. Gene Ontology annotation, molecular function: shikimate 3-dehydrogenase (NADP+) activity; shikimate kinase activity; 3-phosphoshikimate 1-carboxyvinyltransferase activity. Gene Ontology annotation, biological process: chorismate biosynthetic process; aromatic amino acid biosynthetic process. The transcript is spliced from 2 exons. The coding region runs from base 40 to 4851 and encodes 1603 amino acids. The record is from RefSeq and is a predicted model, not a curated record. NCBI's taxonomy places the organism in Eukaryota, Fungi, Ascomycota, Eurotiomycetes, Chaetothyriales, Herpotrichiellaceae.
GGGGAAUCUCUAUACUGUCGUCUGUGGUCUGCACAAGCAAUGAUGCCGCUGGUCAAUGGCACGGCGAAGGAGGUGCGGAUCAGCUUACUCGGCAAAGAGAGUAUCAUAAUCAAUUUCGGCCUAUGGCGCAACUAUGUUGCCUCAGACUUGCUCAACAACCUUGAGUCAUCUACCUAUGUCCUGUUCACCGACACCAACCUCGGCGCUCUCUACAUUGAAAGCUUUCAGGAAGCUUUCAAAUCCGCAGCACAACAAGCAGGAAAAUCGUCACGGCUACUGGUUCAUGAAAUCCCGCCCGGGGAGAGCUCCAAAUCACGGCAAACCAAGGAUGACAUUGAGGAUUGGCUUCUGAGUCAAAGUCCACCAUGUGGUCGAGAUACGGUCAUCAUCGCCCUGGGUGGCGGCGUCGUUGGCGACCUGAUGGGCUUUGUUGCUGCGACUUAUAUGCGAGGCAUUCGGUUUGUCCAAGUUCCGACUACACUGCUUGCCAUGGUUGACUCGUCGAUUGGUGGAAAGACUGCCAUCGACACACCCCUUGGUAAGAACCUUGUAGGUGCCAUCUGGCAACCACAGCGCAUCUAUAUCGAUCUCGAUUUCCUUGGAACUCUACCACGAAGAGAGCUCGUCAAUGGUAUGGCCGAGGUUGUCAAGACCGCAGCUAUUUCCGAGGAGGAGGAAUUCGUUGCCCUCGAGAAGAAUGCUGAACGUAUUAUGGCUGCUGUUAAUGGAGACAUCAGUCAGGGUGCGGCUAGGUUCAAGGACAUCGAGUCUAUCUUGCUCCGUAUAAUAUCAGCAUCCGCCAAAUUCAAAGCACACGUCGUCACCAUUGAUGAAAGAGAGACGGGUCUCCGCAACCUGCUGAACUUCGGACAUUCAAUUGGACAUGCCAUGGAAGCUUUCUUGACACCUCAAGUACUCCACGGCGAGUGCGUUGCAAUUGGCAUGGUCAAGGAGGCGGAACUCGCUCGACACUUGGGCAUUUUGAGCGGAGUUGCUGUUGGCAGAUUGCAGAAAUGCAUCGCUGCCUAUGGCCUGCCUACGCGUCUUGACGAUGAAAGGGUGCGCAAACUGUCAGGAGGCAAGCGCUGCACCGUAGACGGUAUGCUCAAAAAGAUGGGUGUAGACAAGAAGAACGACGGUGCAAAGAAGAAGGUUGUCCUGCUCUCUGCCAUUGGACACACACACGAACAGAAGGCCAGUGUCGUGUCAGAUUCCGACCUCCGUGUGGUUCUUUCUCCGAGCAUUGAGGUUCUACCUGGCGUACCAAGCGAUCUCAAUGUUGUUUGUGCACCACCAGGCUCAAAAAGCAUCUCGAACAGAGCACUAGUACUUGCAGCACUAGGUCAAGGCACAUGCCGUAUCAGGAACCUGCUCACAUCCGCCGAUACCGAAGUCAUGCUCGAAGCUCUUACUCGACUGGGAGCUGCCACCUUUACUUGGGAGGACGAUGGCGAGGUCCUGGUUGUAAAUGGCAACGGCGGUCAUCUGGAAGCCAGCCAUCAUCCUCUAUAUCUCGGCAAUGCUGGUACAGCGGCACGAUUUCUGACAACAGUAGUCACUCUGACCCGCCAGAACCAGGUCGCAUCCACAAUUCUGACGGGCAAUGCUCGCAUGAAGCAAAGACCGAUUGGAGACUUAGUGGACGCACUGAAGGCUAACGGCGCCGGAGUCGAAUAUCUCGAAAGCACUGGCUGCCUUCCAUUAAAUAUUACCGCUUCAGGUGGCUUUAAUGGAGGUGAGAUCAAGCUUGCUGCAAAAGUGUCAUCACAAUACGUCUCAUCACUCCUGAUGUGCGCUCCAUACGCAAAAGAGCCAGUCACGUUGAGGCUUGUGGGAGGAAAGCCUGUCUCGCAACCAUAUAUUGACAUGACUAUUGCUAUGAUGAGCUCUUUCGGCGUACAUGUCCGGAAAUCAGAGACAGAAGAACAUACUUAUCACAUUCCACAAGGCACAUAUCGGAACCCAUCAGAAUAUGUCGUGGAAAGUGAUGCAAGCUCGGCCACAUACCCGUUAGCCAUUGCAGCGAUCACCGGAACGACAUGUACCAUCCCCAACAUUGGCUCCUCCUCUCUACAAGGAGAUUCGCGCUUUGCAACAGACGUGCUGAGGCCGAUGGGCUGUGAAGUCAAGCAGACAUCGACAUCGACAACAGUGACAGGUCCACGUAACGGAAGGCUAACACCUCUUUCAAAUAUUGAUAUGGAGCCUAUGACGGACGCCUUUUUGACGGCCUCGGUACUCGCAGCUGUGGCUCAGGGUGGAAGCUCAAACACGACUCGCAUAUAUGGCAUCGCCAACCAGAGAGUCAAAGAAUGCAAUCGCAUACAAGCAAUGGAGGAUGAGCUGGCCAAGUUCGGUGUUACCUGUCGCCAAUUUGACGACGGAAUUGAAGUCGACGGCAUUGAUCGAACUCAAUUAAAGCAACCGAAAGGUGGUGUCCAUUGCUACGACGACCACCGAGUCGCCAUGAGUUUCAGUGUCCUGGCCUUAGCUACCCCGGAGCCGACCCUCGUCUUGGAGAAAGAGUGCACUGGGAAGACGUGGCCAGGGUGGUGGGACACGAUGGCUCGACAAUUCAAUGUCAAACUGCAGGGAGUAGAACUCGAUUCUUCAACACAACCUACAAAGAAGAAGCUCAAUCGCAGUACUGCAUCAGUAUUUAUCAUCGGCAUGAGGGGAGCAGGAAAGACCACGUCUGGUCGAUGGGCAGCACGUUCUUUACGGAAAAGGUUGAUCGACCUAGAUACAGAACUCGAAUCUCGCGAGAAGAGGACCAUCCCAGAAAUCAUCAGAGAAAGUGGAUGGGAGUAUUUCCGUGAACGUGAGUUGGCCCUGCUAAAAGCAGUCAUCAAGGAGAAGCCCAAUGACUACAUCUUCGCCUGUGGUGGUGGAAUUGUUGAGGCCCCUGAAGCUCGGCAGUUGUUGAUCGAAUGGCAUCAGAAGACUGGAAACGUUCUUCUGGUGCAGCGGGACAUCAAUCAAGUCAUGGACUUCUUACAGAUUGACAAGACGCGCCCAGCCUAUGUCGAAGACAUGAUGGGAGUCUGGCUACGAAGGAAACCGUGGUUUGAACAGUGCAGCAACAUUGUCUACUACAGUCAAAGCAUACCGAACGAGCAAAUGUCCGAAGCGGCUGAGGAUUUCGACCGCUUUCUGCAGAUGGUCACCGGCAAGAUCGACAUCCUUUCCCAACUCAAGCGGAAACCAGAGUCGUUCUUCGUCGCUUUGACGUUCCCGGAUCUGAGACCGCACCUGAAGAGUCUCCCGGAAGUCUGUCUCGGCUCUGACGCAGUCGAGCUACGUGUGGACUUGCUCGUGGAUCCCGAGUCGACCUCUAAAAUACCAUCACCCGAAUACGUAACCGCACAGCUCUCGCUCCUACGUGCGACAGUACCUCUACCCGUGGUAUUCACAAUCCGAACGAGUGCCCAAGGCGGCAAAUUCCCGGAUAACGCUCACAACGAAUACCUCAAUCUAUGUACCCUAGCCAUCCGCAUGGGCUGUGAGUUCGUCGAUUUGGAAGUCGCUUCUUUCCCCGAAUCGAUUCUCAACCCUAUCCUCGAGAAGAAGAACAGCUCUUACAGCAAGAUCAUCGCCUCUCACCACGACCCUCAAGCGCGCCUAUCCUGGUCCAGACCAGGGUCCUGGAUAGCAAUCUACAACCGCUGCCUCCAGUACGGCGACAUCGUGAAACUAAUCGGCGUCGCAAAGACCAUCGACGACAACUUCACCCUCCGCAACUUCAAGAAAUGGUCCGCCUCACAGCAUCCCGAUCUCCCCCUUAUCGCUAUCAACAUGGGUCGCGCGGGCCAAGCAUCCCGCAUCUUGAACGGCUUUAUGACUCCCGUCAGCCAUCCCGCUCUCCCCUUCAAGGCCGCACCAGGCCAACUCUCCGCCACCGAGAUCCGCCAGGGCCUGUCACUGCUCGGCGAAAUCACCCCAAAACAGUUCUACCUGUUCGGCUCGCCCAUCUCAGCCAGCAAAUCUCCCGCCCUGCACAACAGACUGUUCAAAGAAACAGGUCUACCACACACAUACUCCGCCUACGAGACGACCUCACUCGACGAGAUCAAGUCCAAAAUCCGGUCCGAGGACUUCGGUGGCGCCAGCGUCACCAUCCCACUCAAACUCGACGUGAUGCCGCUUCUGGACGAAGUUGACCCAUCAGCCCGCCUGAUCGGCGCGGUCAACACCAUCGUGCCCGUUGUUGGACCGACUGGCAAGACGACAUUAGUAGGCCGCAACACCGACUUCCUAGGCAUGAUGGACUGUCUGCGCGCCGCCGGAGCUUCGACAGCACUCGGCGACGCCCAACAGUCAGGCCUAGUCAUUGGUGGAGGCGGCACCGCUCGCGCCGCCAUCCACACCCUCCACUCCAUGGGCUAUAAGCCAAUACACCUCAUUGGUCGGGACCGGGCGAAGAUCGAGGAACUUGCUGCGAGCUUCCCGUCGGAGUAUGAGCUCGUCGUGCUCGACACCGCUGGAGAGGUGAAGCAGCAACUCGCGACGCCACCGACCAUCGCUAUCGCUACGAUCCCAGCAAGUAUACCUAUUGACGCUGCGCUGGGGAAUGCUCUCCAAGAGAUUCUGGAAACGUCUGUUCCUGCGUCGAUUAUGCUGAAAGGUCAGGGCUCGGCUGCCCCUGCGAGGAUAUUGCUUGAACUCGCGUACAAGCCUGCGCAUACGGCUGUCAUGCAGAUGGCUGAGAGCGCCGGUGGAUGGAAGACGGUGCAGGGUUUAGAGACGCUCGUGACGCAGGGCGAGUGGCAGUUUGAGUAUUGGACUGGGAUUCGGGUGAGAGGACUUGGUGGGAGGAUCAGUAGAGAAGUCGUGCUCGGUUCUGGCGCGUGAUAUGCGUGUCAAGAGUACUCAUUCGAGCGAAGCUGAGUGUCUGUCACUACAGUAGUCUGUCUAUCAGAUCGGAGUAUCAGUGAGUCGAGUUCCCCAAUUCGGGCGACAGGUCUUGUAUGCGUCACUAUCAGAAAAAAGCAUCGGAGAAAGUGAUACGAUAGAUGGAUGGCCAAGGAUCGGAAAAACAAAAGCUUUGAUACCAAAAAAACGGUGAAUUUCAAGUUCGUAGAUAUUCGAAACAUUGAUGGCAACAUUG